Molecule: messenger RNA, 1266 nt
Organism: Malassezia restricta
Lineage: Eukaryota; Fungi; Basidiomycota; Malasseziomycetes; Malasseziales; Malasseziaceae
Product: saccharopine dehydrogenase
Exons: 1
Coding region: 1-1266 (421 amino acids)
Biological process (GO): glycolipid biosynthetic process
Cellular component (GO): lipid droplet; mitochondrion; plasma membrane
Source: RefSeq, a predicted model, not a curated record
AUGACAACGCGUGCAUACGAUGUGGUUUUGUAUGGUGCUUCUGGAUUCACGGGUAGCCUUGCCGCCCAGUAUCUUGCUGAGCACCCUCAGCAGCCUAGGGUCGCCUUUGCUGGCCGCAACGAGGCCAAGAUCCGUGGAGUGAUGGACAAGCUCACGGGCGUGUCCAAGGAGCGGUUGGACAGCAUCGGUGUGAUCAAAGCCUCAGCUGAAGAUAUGGACAGCAUCAAGUCGAUGGUGGCGCAAGCGAGUGUCGUGAUCAACAUGGUUGGUCCGUACGCCUUGUACAAGGGCUUCGAACUCGCACAGGCCGCAGCUGAGGCUGGCACGGGCUACGUUGACCUGACGGGUGAAGGGAGUGUGUACCAACGCAUUCAGCGUGAGCUGCACGACGUUGCUAAGCGGACGCAUGCGGCUAUUGUGCCUUCGUCGGGCUUUGACUGUCUGCCAUUCGACCUGACCACGUACUUGGCUGUGCAAGAAGUGCGCAAGGCCAGCGGUGGCAAGGCUGAUGUAGACCAUGCGUUGUGUGGCUACCUCGUCAAGGGCUCUAUCUCUGGUGGCACGAUCGCCAGUCUGGUCGGCCAGGCCAAGGUGUCGCCUAUUACUUUCCACGAUGCGUACGAGCUGAGCCCUAUCCGCGGCUCGCAGAAGGCCCAGGUGGUGAUGCAACGCUUCCUGCCGCAGUUCAACAAGUACGGUGCCUUUACGUUAUUCACGCCGCACAACACGGGUGUUACGAAUCGCUCGUGGGGUCUGCUGCAACAGGUGAAUCACCCGACGAGCUACGGCCCGCACUUCCGCUACCUGGAGGGCUUCAUUGUGCCGUCGGUCAUCGCUGCCUACAUUACAUCGACGAUCAUGAUGACCGUUGCGUGGUUGGUGAGCUAUGUGCCGUUUGUGGGUGAUUUCAUGAUGAAGAGCGUGCCCCAGGGCACGGGUGCGCCGAUAGAGAAGCAGCUCCAGGGCUUUGGAGAUAUCCGUACGCUGGCCUACAGCACCGAUAAGAAGACGGUGGGUCUGGCAACCUUUGGCGUCAAGGGUGAUCCUGGCUAUCUGCGCACGGCCAUGUUCAUCUCCGAGACGGCUCUGACGCUGGCACUGGAGAAGCAGCGCCUGUCGACGCUGGGACAAGAGGGUGGUGUACUGACGCCCGCUACGAUUGGUGGCGAUGUGCUGGCUGAGCGUCUGAGCAAGUAUGGUGGCGUGAAGAUUGUGACCAAGGACGUGUCUAACUCCAAGGACCUUUGCAAGGAGGCGGAAGCUUAA